Messenger RNA from Culex pipiens pallens (northern house mosquito), 3762 nucleotides. It is a transcript of the gene Kap-alpha3, whose product is annotated as importin subunit alpha-3. Gene Ontology annotation, cellular component: nucleoplasm; nucleus; cytoplasm. The record is from RefSeq and is a predicted model, not a curated record. Gene Ontology annotation, biological process: NLS-bearing protein import into nucleus. Gene Ontology annotation, molecular function: nuclear import signal receptor activity; protein binding. The coding region runs from base 393 to 1952 and encodes 519 amino acids. Lineage: Eukaryota; Metazoa; Arthropoda; Insecta; Diptera; Culicidae. The transcript is spliced from 5 exons.
CGAACGACGACGACGACGACGGGAGGACUCGCCAGAAGCGCAGAAAAAUUUUGAUCGCGAGUGCCAUCGCGCGUAUUCGCUGACUCAAGCAAAGACAAUUCGUGCGUAAAUCGUGCGUCGUCAUUACGGGAACGAUCGGGAGGAUUAGCUGGUUGAAGGAUACACACAAUUGAAGGGAAACAAAACGGGAGCAGAACGGCUCCAGAGGACGAUCCCCGCCUGCUGCGAACGAGAGCUCAAACGAAGAACCGAUAGUGAGGAGGAGGAGGAGGUGGUCACGAACAACCACACACAAACAGGCACACACACAAUCUAGUAGGCAGAGUGUUCUUUUUUUUGUGAGUGUUCUCAGCCAGGCCAGCCAGCAGCAGCAGCACCAGUGAGGAGCAAAAAUGGCGUCGAUAGAUUCGCAGAUGAAAAACCGAAUGCAAGGUUUUAAAAACAAAGGAAAAGAUCAAGAGGAGAUGCGAAGACGUCGCAAUGAGGUGACAGUUGAGCUACGCAAAAACAAGCGCGAAGAGACGAUCCUCAAACGGCGCAACGUGCCCGCGACGCCGGCCGAAUCGACAGACGAGGACGACUACACCUCGCCGACGAACCUGAAGAAGCUCGUCGACAAGGCCGGAAACAACGCCGACAAAGAGGAACAGCUGGCCGCCGUCCAGGCCGCCCGUCGGCUACUCUCCUCGGACCGCAACCCGCCAAUCGACGCGUUGAUACAGAGCGGAAUUCUGCCGAUCUUGGUGGGCUGUCUGGAUCGCGACGACAACCAGCUGCUGCAGUUUGAAGCCGCCUGGGCACUGACGAAUAUCGCAUCCGGAACAUCAGCCCAAACGAACCAGGUCGUGCGCGCCGGUGCCGUGCCACUGUUUCUGCGUCUGCUCGGUUCCCCUGCCCCGAAUGUGUGCGAACAGGCCGUAUGGGCGCUCGGAAACAUCAUCGGCGAUGGCCCGUGCCUGCGGGAUUACGUCAUCAAGCUCGGCGUCGUCCAGCCGCUGCUUUCGUUCAUCAAGCCAGAGAUUCCGAUUCCCUUCCUGCGCAACGUCACCUGGGUGAUUGUGAACCUGUGUCGUAACAAGGAUCCACCGCCACCGGUCAACACAAUACUGGAGAUUCUGCCGGCGCUCAACAUGCUGAUCCACCACACCGACAUCAACAUCCUCGUGGACACCGUGUGGGCGCUCAGCUAUCUCACCGACGGAGGCAACGAACAGAUCCAGCUGGUGAUUGACAGCGGUGUCGUGCCCAAGUUGAUCCCGCUGCUGUCGCACGUCGAAGUCAAGGUCCAGACGGCGGCGCUCCGAGCGGUCGGCAACAUCGUGACCGGUUCCGACGAUCAGACUCAGGUCGUCCUGAACUGCGACGCCCUUUCGCACUUCCCGUCGCUGCUGAGCCACGCCAAGGACAAGAUCCGCAAGGAGGCGGUCUGGUUCCUGUCGAACAUCACGGCCGGCAACCAGGCCCAGGUGCAGGCCGUCAUCGAUGCCGGCCUGCUGCCGAAGAUCAUCGAGAAUCUGAGCAAGGGCGAGUUCCAGACGCAGAAGGAGGCGGCGUGGGCGAUCAGCAACCUCACGAUCAGCGGCAACCGGGAACAGGUGGCGCAGCUCAUCAAGGACGGUGCCAUCCCGCCGUUCUGCGACCUGCUCACGUGCAAGGAUACGCAAGUUAUCAAUGUUAUCCUGGACGGCAUCAACAACAUGCUGAAACUGGCCGGACCGCACACGGAGGAGAUUGCCAACAUGAUUGAGGAGUGCGACGGAGUGUCCAAGAUCGAGAUGCUGCAGAACCACGAGAAUAUCGAAAUCUACAAGCUGGCGUACGACAUCAUCGAGCAGUUCUUCUCGGACGAGACCGACGAGGCCGUGCUGGACGAGCUGAGACCGGCCGUCGACGAGAACGCGUUCCAGUUCAACCAGAACCCAAACGUGCCCCGAGACGGGUUCAACUUUUAAAACAAGCACACAAACAACCUAAGGAAAGGAAUCCCGCGAUCCGCGACUGGCAGAGGACUAGCAACACUAGCAAAAACACACACAAUAUCUUCCCCCUCCCUCCCCCGUCAGAAUCUUAUCCGCGCGCUAUCCACACACACACUCAACGCCACGCCGCUGCAAGUUUUAGUUGGUCAUGUUUCAAAAUUAUCGCCACCACCACCUUCGCGUGCGCGUUUUCGAAGAGGCCGGAUGAUUCGACGCCAGUCUCCUCUUCCCGGACGGAAAAGGUCGCACGCGCGCGCGCCCAAGCAGAUAAGAAAUGCUAGUUUUUCUUAGGAUUUUCUGCAAAACUAAUUAAAAAGAAGAAGCAAGUUAAUGAUAUCUAUUUAUUAUAUAAACAAAACAACAGAACACACGAAGAUAAGAAAAAAAGGAUUGCGGAAAGGACAGGUUAAUAGAGGACAAACGGACGACGAAGCUGCAUCUGCCAUUCAUCGUACACACGCACUCACCACACAAACACACACACAAAUUCAUACCCAUCUGAAGACGCUUAUACACACGUACACAAACAUACAAACACGACCGUUGAAUGAAUUAAGAAUUACGUUUUUCUGUAGAAAAAUAACCCCUCCAACAAACUCAAGUUCCUUCUCUUCUUCGAGGAAAAAAAUAUCUUUUAGAAAAAGAACGUCAAGCGAGAUUAUUUUUUUCAGUGUCGCAAUUUUCCUUUAAAAUUUUGGUUUAAAAAACGAAAAACGUUUCGUGGGAAGGAUACUUUUAAACUAUCCUGCUUUUAAUUGUUAAAGAAUCAAAUCAAGUUACCUCGCUCACGGAGAAGGGAAGGAGAAAGGUUGAAACUUUUUAAACGAAACAAGAAAAAAACUCAAUUUCGCACAUGGGUGACGAAUUGAGAGGCAAAAUUUAGCUAAACAGCAAGUGUAGUAGAGGCAAGAAGAAGGCAAAAAGUGUAAAGAAGAAACCGCGUUUUUCUUUUUCCUCUCGUGUAAAAAGCAUAUUUUUAUAUUGCAAACUUUAUUGAUCGAAAUAAACCAAUGGACUGUAAGUUAGAGCUAUGUUAUUUUCUCGGUUGGAUGACAAAUCGACACGAAACUUCUCAUUUUCCGAGCCAACAGUAAAAAAGGGGCUUCUUUUGCUUUAGUUUAAGCUUUAUUAAGUGUAAAGAGAAUAAAAUAUCGGCCACAAAUGAGUUAGAACAAGUGAUUGCGCGUAGGCGCGGCUCUUAAUGAAAUUAAGCAGCACGCACUCUUGGAGAAAGAUUUUUUUUUGUAAUUAGUUUUCACGAAUCAACAAAAACAAGAGAGAUAGAGAGAGUCCCCUGCGCGGGUAGCAGGUAGGCGUCUGCGUUAGGAAUUUUUAAGUAAUCAAAUUUUGUUCUUGUGUAGACAAAUGUGAAAGGUUGCUCCGCAAAAAAAGAAAGGAGAGAACAGAUUACAGACACAAACGCGCACUUUUUUGGUGAUCGUCACACGUUGGUUGAGUUUACGCAGAAAAAGGGAAGGACAUUUUGAAAAUGAUAUUGUGAAACCAACUCGAGCUAGAAAAUGUAAUUUUCGAAUUAUGCAGACUUGGAGGCAGAACGAAUGUGAAACAAGAAAUCGUUUAGGGAAUAACAAAGAAAUUAGAUAUCAAACAAUUGAAAAAAAGUCGAAACAGCAGCAGAAAAAUCAUACGCAAAAAAACUACAUUACCAUUUUUUAUGUAUUUAAGCUUGCUAGAAAGUCAAAUUUGGAACAGCGAAAACAACAAGAAAAGAAUAAAUGGACGAAGCGACACGAGAAGCAACACUCAGACAAACCACAACAAA